UUAGUCUAGGGCAGCUGAAACCGGUUUGAGAGGCGGCUGUAGCUGGGCUCCUUGCUUCCUCGGGCCACCUAAGGGAGCGCUGGCGAGGCGCUGACGCUCGGCUCCGUCGGCCGCGGCCCAGGCUCUCGGCGCGGCCCGGAGCGGCAGAAAUUCUAAAAUAAUUCCAUCAGAAUGACACCUUCUCAGGUCACUUUUGAAAUAAGAGGAACUCUUUUACCAGGAGAGGUCUUUGCAAUAUGUGGAAGCUGUGAUGCCUUGGGAAACUGGAAUCCUCAAAAUGCUGUGGCUCUUAUUAAUGAGAACGAGACAGGAGACAGUUUGUUGUGGAAAGCAGUGAUUGCUCUCAAUAGAGGAGUGUCAGUGAAGUACCGCUACUUCAGAGGCUGCUUUUUAGAACCAAAGACUAUCGGUGGUCCAUGUCAAGUCAUAGUUCACAAGUGGGAGACUCAUCUACAACCACGAUCAAUAACCCCUUUAGAAAGUGAAAUCAUUAUUGACGAUGGACAAUUUGGCAUUCACAAUGGUGUUGAGACACUGGACUCUGGAUGGCUUACAUGUCAGACUGAAAUAAGAUUGCGGCUGCAUUUUUCUGAGAAACCUCCUGUCUCAAUUAGCAAGAAAAAGUUCAAAAAAUCUAGAUUUAGGGUAAAGCUUACACUAGAGGGUCUGGAGGAAGACGAUGAUGAUGAUGAUGAUGAUGAUAAGGUAUCUCCCACUGUUCUUCACAAAAUGUCCAACAGCCUGGAGAUAUCCUUAAUAAGUGACAAUGAAUUCAAGUGCAGACACUCACAGCCAGAAUGUGGGUAUGGCUUACAGCCUGAUCGCUGGACAGAGUACAGCAUUCAGACUAUGGAACCAGAUAAUCUAGAACUCAUCUUUGACUUUUUUGAGGAAGAUCUCAGUGAGCAUGUAGUUCAGGGUGAUGUUCUUCCUGGACACGUGGGCACAGCAUGCCUCCUGUCAUCUACCAUUGCUGAGAGUGGAAGAAGCGCUGGAAUCCUUACUCUUCCCAUCAUGAGCAGAAAUUCCAGAAAAACUAUAGGCAAAGUCAGAGUUGAUUUUAUCAUCAUCAAGCCAUUACCCGGAUAUAGUUGUUCUAUGCAGUCUUCAUUUUCCAAGUAUUGGAAACCAAGAAUACCAUUGGACGUUGGACAUCGUGGUGCAGGGAACUCAACCACAACUGCCAAGCUAGCUAAAGUACAGGAAAAUACUAUCGCUUCUUUAAGAAAUGCUGCCAGUCAUGGUGCAGCAUUCGUAGAAUUUGAUGUCCACCUUUCAAAGGACUUUGUGCCUGUGGUGUAUCAUGAUCUCACCUGCUGUUUGACCAUGAAAAGGAAAAAAUUUGUGCAUACACAGAAAUAUGAAGCUGAUCCAGUUGAAUUGUUUGAAAUCCCAGUAAAAGAAUUAACAUUUGACCAACUCCAGUUAUUGAAGCUUUCUCAUGUGACUGCAUUAAAAACCAAAGACCCAAAACAAUCUUUGUCUGAGGAGGAAAAUUUCUUUUCUGAAAACCAGCCAUUUCCUUCUCUUAAGAUGGUUUUAGAAUCAUUGCCAGAAAAUGUAGGAUUUAAUAUAGAAAUAAAAUGGAUUUGCCAACACAGGGAUGGAGUAUGGGAUGGCAACUUAUCAACAUAUUUUGAUAUGAAUAUGUUUUUGGAUAUAAUUUUAAAAACUGUUUUAGAAAAUUCUGGGAAGAGGAGAAUAGUGUUUUCUUCUUUUGAUGCAGAUAUUUGUACAAUAGUUUCUCAAUCUGUAGAUCAUGAAUUCAUUGGGAUAAAUGCCCAUACUGAAGACCUCCUUAGAAACCCAUCCUAUGUCCAAGAGGCAAAAGCUAAGGGAUUGGUCAUAUUCUGCUGGGGUGAUGAUACCAAUGAUCCUGAAAACAGAAGGAAACUGAAGGAAUUUGGAGUAAAUGGUCUAAUAUAUGAUAGGAUAUAUGAUUGGAUGCCUGAACAGCCAAAUAUAUUCCAAGUGGAGCAAUUGGAGCGCCUGAAGCAAGAGUUGCCCGAGCUUAAGAGCUGUUUGUGUCCCACUGUUAGCCACUUCAUCCCUUCUUCUUUCUGUGUGGAGCCUGAUAUCCACGUGGAUGCCAACGGCAUUGAUAGUGUGGAGACCACUUAGGUCACAGUGCACAGAGGACAUUUAGGGGUACACCGCUGACCUCAUGUUCAGUCUUCACCAUUGAGCACUGCUGUUGCCUCUUAGGUUUCUCAGUCCAAUGAAGCAAUAAUGAAGUAUUUUACUAUUUCAUUACAGUUCCCGCAAGAAUAUCAAGUAUGCUAUUUAUCACUUGUCCAGGUAUAAUUACCAAUCAGUCUCUGCACAAUGAGAAAAUAUACUAUUAAACAUUUCAGUGAGAUACCUAAGCCUGUAAUGGUGAAUCUUCAUUAAAAGCAUAAUCCUUGGAAAUUAACGAUAUAAAUAUCUCAUACUUAAAGUUCAGGCUUUUCAUUUGAUUAAGUCUUAAAUCUUCAGUGCUUGAGAAAAAUGAUUGCAUAAUUAUACCUGACCAUGGAAAAACUAAGUACCUCAAUGCAUGCGUUUGCACUGGUGGCUCCAGCUGCACAGGUCGGUGUCAUCCAUGUACAUCGGUAUCUUUACAUGGUUGAUAGGAACAUACACCAUUUUCCUUUAGUAUAAACCUCAGAUUGCUGCCAUUUCCCACCUAACCCAAACCAGCCUGCAGAUAAACCUCAAAAUUUGUCUCAUAAACCAUUCAAAGAUAUUAAAGUUCCAGAAUGCUGCAGGGUAACUUAAUGUAUAAAGUAUUUGUAAGAAGUAUAUAUUGCAUAUAUAGUAGUGUAGAUCAGAAUGUAUAAAUUUGACUCAAUGCAUGCUUUAGGUUUUAAGCAUGAGAUUGUACAUGUUUACUGUUAAGUCCUUGCAUCUGGUGCUAGGUGAGUGAGAUGUCAAGGACAUAAAAUAUUUUGUCGCCUAAAAAACAAAGUCUGUUUUAGACACCGUGUAUGCUUAUUUAGUGACUCACUACCUAGUAAACAUGAUUGCUGUGUGUUACACAGUAGUUAAAUUCCCAUGCAGAAAAAUAAAUGUCCUGAAUUCUCAAAUUGGUAUUCUUUAUUGUUUAAUAUAUAUCAUGUAUGUAAUUUAUUUAGGAAUGUAGAUCUUCAUAUAAAUGCAUGCUUUUAGGAUUAUACUAAGAUCUCUUUAGAAGCAGAUUGUAUUGAUAAAACUGUAACUUCAGAAUGAAUGUUAAAUAAAAUGACAGAUUUAUUUUUUUCCUUGUCUUAAAAUGAAAUUUCAAGAAGGUAUUUUGUAGAAUGGUUUUAUAAUGGUAUUCUGUCUGACAAAUAGAAAUUUUAUUCUGCUUGUAUGGGCCGACUCACCACACUUUCUCAGUGUUCCUGCUGAGGCAGUAUGUAUUGACAUAGUUUGACAGAAGUUAAAAAUGUAAGACUUGAGAUGACAAGUUGUACCUUUUUUUUUUUUUUCCAUUUUUUGACACAACCUGUGUAGCCUUGGCUGUCCUGGAACUCAC
This is a messenger RNA of Mus pahari (shrew mouse), 3496 nucleotides long. It is a transcript of the gene Gpcpd1, whose product is annotated as glycerophosphocholine phosphodiesterase 1. The record is from RefSeq and is a predicted model, not a curated record. Gene Ontology annotation, biological process: glycerophospholipid catabolic process. The transcript is spliced from 21 exons. Bases 172 to 2121 code for a protein of 649 amino acids. Gene Ontology annotation, molecular function: starch binding; glycerophosphocholine phosphodiesterase activity. NCBI's taxonomy places the organism in Eukaryota, Metazoa, Chordata, Mammalia, Rodentia, Muridae.